Messenger RNA from Trichoderma citrinoviride, 441 nucleotides. RefSeq lists its product as hypothetical. NCBI's taxonomy places the organism in Eukaryota, Fungi, Ascomycota, Sordariomycetes, Hypocreales, Hypocreaceae. The transcript has 2 exons. The coding region runs from base 1 to 441 and encodes 146 amino acids. The record is from RefSeq and is a predicted model, not a curated record.
AUGGCCGCUUUCCCUACCAACGGCUGGAACUUGCCAGGAGAAGCCAACUACAACACGCCCAGUCCGUUUGAUCUUCUCGAUGGCAACGACGCCAUCAAAUUCACACCUACCCUCGCCGACAUAAAAGCCAACGCCACCACCUUCGCCCCCCGUGCCCGUCGACCCUUUGCCCUCCGUCGAUACAUCUCCGAACGCAAGGCCCCCCUCGGAUACAGACGUCCCCUGAGCCCCUCCGUGGCGAGGAAGCGUAUGCUUGCGAAGCUUCAGGAGUUUGACGACAGGUUCAACUCGUCCCAGGACUAUGAUCAGUGGUGGGAGACUAUAAGGCGUCCUGCGGUCCCUUACGACCACGCGGGUGUACUGGAUGUCGUGGCGCCGUGGAUGUAUCCGUAUCAUGAAGAUGAACAUUUGUCGAAGAUGAUGGCGGGAGCUUGGAUAUAG